Molecule: messenger RNA, 2588 nt
Organism: Struthio camelus australis
Lineage: Eukaryota; Metazoa; Chordata; Aves; Struthioniformes; Struthionidae
Gene: TAFA3
Product: TAFA chemokine like family member 3
Molecular function (GO): receptor ligand activity
Source: RefSeq, a predicted model, not a curated record
CGCCCGUCAGUCUGCGUAGCUCCGACUGAGCGGGCCAGCCCUCCUGGGACGCCUCACCCCCGGGGCUGCUGAGGCCCGCUGUAGCUCUAACUCCUCAGCUUUGCCCAUAAUUAAGGAUCAUCAGCACUGCGGAAGGAGCUAGGAGUUAGCCGGUCUGGUGGCUUGCACUGAUAAACCCUAAGCUGUUGGCACUGGAGGUUGCUGCUGUCGUCGUCGGUCUGCGUUUGGAAGAUGGGAACGUCUUGCUGACCAGCCUCUCCAGGGACCUCCCAGCCGCGUUCGGAGCCUGCAGCUUUCUCUCAGGAUGGGCAGCAGCAGAGUAUCUCGGAGGUCCUGGGCCCAAACCUCACAGCCCAUGCAGGUCUGAGCAUUUCCUUGCCUGUCUGCGGCAGAGGAUCCAGUGCUCAGGUGCGCUGAUGUUUGCCCUUCUGUGUAAAAACAUAAUCCGUCGGAGGUUGGCAGAUGCACAGGUGUUAGCUGCGAAACCCCAGUAAGAGAAUGAGUGAGAGAGACAUACAGAGCUUGAGCAAAUGGGUUUUCGUGCUCACUCUCUGCCUUACCACGCUAUGGGGAAGACUGACGCUGGCCUCCGCACACCACAGAAGCCAUUCAGUGCAUGUAGAGCCUGGCACAUGUGAAGUCAUUGCAGCUCACAGAUGCUGCAAUAAGAACAAGAUUGAGGAGCGCUCCCAGACGGUGAAAUGUUCCUGCUUCCCGGGGCAGGUGGCAGGGACAACGCGGGCAGCUCCCUCGUGCGUGGAUGCCUCCAUCGUGCUCCAGAAGUGGUGGUGCCAGAUGGAGCCCUGCCUCGAAGGCGAGGAGUGCAAGGUCCUGCCAGACCUCUCCGGCUGGAGCUGCAGUAGCGGCAACAAAGUGAAGACAACCAAGGUCACACGAUAGUUUCAGUGGUGCUCUGCUGUGGACUCAGCUGGUGAGCGUUGCCUUUUCGACAGCUGGGACAUGGAGCGGUGCAACACAGCGCUGAUCCCACAGGGAGAGGAUCCUUUUGCGCUCCGCAGAGCCACAAGCAGCAGGACUUUCCUGGCGUGGACAGAGUACAGCUGGGCCAGAGGGCACUGCAGUCCCCCUGCGCUGCACCCCGUUGCCCUUGCUGUUGGGCAUCUGGCAGUGCUCCGUGCCUGCUGUGCCAGAAAGCUGAGGCUUACAGAGGCCUGACGGUGUCCUGGGCCUGCGUUCCUGGGAACCCUUCUCAUUGCUGUUCAGGCCAUGCCAGGUACCGGUCCAGUGCUACCGCUGACAUCCAGCUUCCCUUAAGGCUACAGUCAUGGGUCCCGAAUGCAGUUGCAAGACUCCUAUCACUCCACAGCCCCCUUCCCCCUCAUGGACACACUCACCAUGGGCUCAUUUUCCCAUCCUGUUGAAAAGAAUUCUCAAGUCAUACAAGAGCUGUUGACAAUUACAGAGAGAGAGAGAGAGGGACAACAGUCCCCCCAAACUGGCUUUAUUCUUUCAUUUAGGUAAAAUAACUGCUGUGAGUCACCUUUCCUCCAUCUCCAAGAUAUUGAAUCAGUGUCACCAUCAGGAAAUUAGAACUCAAUGAUCGUAUGAAGUCCUCCCUCCGUUUGGUUUGCUGUUUUUAACCCAGAUGUGUUCCCAGGAAAAGUUUGCACGCUCUGGGCGCCUAAGGCCAGGAGGGCUCCACUGACAUUGGUAGCACUAUUUCCUCUCUGCCCCAUAGUCUAGCCCAUGUAACCACAACCCAGCCCCACAUGUAGUGAAAGCGACAGUGCAGCCUGGGCUGUCUGACACCGCUCCAGACAGCGGAGAUGGUAUCAUGUAGCCGUGGAGCAUGCUGUUGGUUUUUCCUUCCUCGGUAAUUGCAUUAAUCAGGCUGUUAGUUUAAUAUCUGUUCUCUACAAUGCAAGUCCCAGGCACCAAAUUACUGCUAAUGUUUGCAAUAGCAUUUCAGAAUAAUGCGAGGGGGAACCCUUCUUCUUUCGAUUUGGUUUGUCAUGCCUAAUGCAGCAUAGACAGCCAUCCAGAGACCCAGACAGACUGAGACAGGCUUUGUUGCAUUAAUACAAAAUAAAUAAAGAAGAAUGUACCACGUCCCAGCAGUGAGCUCAUGUCCUUUCCCAGGAUGUACCGUUGCCCCUGAUACUGCAGUUAGAGGGAGGUACAGCAUGAACCCUGUCAUCCCAAAUUCCUCAAGGUGCCACCACUGCUGGAGCCCACCCCGGCCGGGGGAGCCAGCGAGUGCGGGUGGUCUUGCCGUUCUCCCCCCAGGCCUCUUUCGUUACCUGCACCGAGGGGGGCCGGUGGGAGAUGGUGUAACAGGGCACUGUUGACUCGGGAGGGUGCCUGGACGAAGCCUUGGGAAUGAAAACACCUGACGUGCAACAGGCCCCCAAGCGCCGAGUGCUCCCCAGGCAUGAGCAGGGCCGGCGGCAGAGAGCAAAGCGACGCUUCAAAGGAUGCAGGUGUGUUUUGCAGCAGGUGGCCUCUGCACUUCAACCGCGCGACCUGCAGGACUUGUUAUUUAAAUGUUUUUGUAAUGGGGUACGUAAUACCUGAUUCAGAUGUGAUGUAAAUAUCAGACUGUGAAAUAUUAAAUCCAUUUUAAUCUC